CAGAACAUUCAAAACUAUUCUGAUAAAAUCUUUUAUUUUAUCAGAAUUGAAAUAUACAUGAGUAAAAAAGUAAAAGCUUUUUUCAGUCCUUUUUCCUCAACAAAAUAAACAUUUUAAUAAAAAUGAAGUCCUAAUUCGUGAUUCAAGUGAAUAAAAUCAAAACUUUAUUGAACUUUUAUUUUUUUUAUUCUUUAUUUUUUACAGGCAAGCCAUUAAGAACAAAUUCUUAUUUACAAUGGCGGCCUGACAAGUGGGGUAACCACUUAGGGAAAAGGAAAUGGGGCUGAAAUAAAUACAGUACAUUAGAAAUACAUACAGUUUUAGCAAUAACAUAAAAUACAAAUUAAAAACACAACGCAACAUUUUUAUUUAAUUACAUUGUUAUUGAAAACAAAUUAAAUUGCGGUAAUCAUUGUUAUUGUUUUAUUGUGCAGCUCCACUCCAAACCAAUCAGAGACUGACCAGCAGCUUAAUCAAUAAUUUAAUGAAUGAAAACAACCCACAAAAAUUAAACGACUGUUUUGUCCAACUGGAUUAACGUUGUAGCCUCUAGUGGGAAGCUAUGUUAGUACGAGAUAAUACAUACUUAGUAUUAAAUGUUAUUUAUACUAGUUUCUCCUUCGGGUUGGGGUGAGUACCUACUGGCACCGGUUCAAGCACUGAAUAAACGGAGGUAAAGAGGGUUGAUAGUUCAGAGUGCUCUACAGGAGGCGUAGACGGCAUCAGGGGAAGUUAGAGACGGACACAUUCAGCAGGGGUGUAAAGGAAUAAAACAAAAGAUUACAGUGGCGUCACAAGAUAUGAAGAAAUCCUCUCUAAUUUCAUUCACUUCAAACAGAAAAGUAUCAUUUGAUUCAAAAGAUCUGAGGUUAGUUUCAGAUACGUGGAGGAUAAAAAAAAAAAAAAGAUUCUCCGUGUUUAUCUAUAUUUUUUCUUACAUUCCUGACAUUUCGCAGGUUAUAAAUGGUCGUCUUUGCAGACCAAAACGAACAAAGACGAUUGGUCCAGCAGCCUGUGGUUUUAAUGUUACUUAAAGUCAAACCUCCAUCACUUCUAUAUACCCAGGGACACCGUAACACCUCCGUACUGCAGCCACAGAGGGACAUGGUUUACAAAAUGCCCACGCGUCUCACACUGGGAAGUUAACGUUGUAACGCGCUCUCAGCCUGCUGCUGACAUGGAGGAAAUCCCGCCGGAUACACGUGGAAACAAAAGCCCCCCGAUGUGCCUUUAACGUGACUCCAAAUGAUUCCAGCAGAAACGUGCCUGAGCUUCAUGUGUCUGUCUGCACAUUUCCUCAUUUCAUUUGUUAGAAGUCUUUUAAUAAAUAUUCGUGUCUGGAUUUAAGAAGCCGUGUAUUUCAAGUCAUUAAGCCAGAACUUCCUUUAGGAGCAGCGCGACUGGGCUUCUGUCUCCUGGACUCGAAAAGGUCCAGCUCUGAUUUACACGAAAAACCCAAGAUGGAUUCAGAUCAGAGUUAAGAUCUGGGCAUUUCUUAAAUAUCUGUGUUGUCCUUCCACAUGUGUGUUACCGGGUUUACCUGCCACCUUUCUUUACGCCUGCUAAGUCUCUAAAGCCUGUAAUCUCCACCCGUCACUGCCCGCUGAUUAAAACACACACACACCUUUUUAAAAGCAGCGGCCUCAGGCCAGAUAUCGGGUGGCGACCGCCGGCCGGCGGGCGCUCUCUGUGCCUCCGGUGUUCUCAUCUGGAUUUGACCUAUUCUCCAUUACAUGCUGAUCUGAACGGCUUAUGGUGUUUUUCUUCAGCGGUCAUGUGACAUUUAAAACGCCAGGAGCCUCAUUUCUUUCAGUGUUUGAUCCAGAAAUGACUGAUAGUCAAAUUAAUCUGUCUGCGUCCAAGAUAUGCUGUUUGUUUUGUUUGUUUAGGCGUGAAAACAUCCUGCAGGUCGACUCAAUCUGCACUGAAACACCCGAACAGUCUCUUCUUCUGUGCUUUUUACCGUCACAUACUGUCCACACAGGCUGACGUCACGGUUUCCCUAAAGCUCAGUUUACCUCGUCCAGCUGAAACCUGAGGCUCGUGUUUUCAGCUCUGCCCGCAGCUUUUUCCAUGUUCACUCAAAAACAUGAGGUUGUUUUUGUUGUAUUUGUUUGUUCAUCCACAGUUUUCAUUUUUCUGGACUCGAGGAAACUUACAAACCAAAUAUGCACUAAAACAUGCUUUUUCACAGUUCAGUCUGCAACGUUUUUAAAUGCUUCAAAAAUGCCCAAUUUCCACGUUCACACUAAAACGCACGUUUGGUGUUUUCAGGUUUUUCGUCAGUGCUUUGGUUCAGAUUCAUCCACUCUGUAAAAACUCUUUACGUCUUGUAUUUGAGAUGUUUUUUUUCUUGUUCCCGCUGAAUUGUGAGUCCUGACUUCUUUGGUUAAUCCGCUCCGGAGGCCGUUCAUUAAAAGCUCUGUUCUUCUUGACUGUACAAAAAUGCGAAGACAACCUCAGGCAUCCUGCUUCACAUGAAAUUGCGAGGCUUUUGAAAGUCAACUAAAGUCUCGCGGGAGGUUUUCAGAUGCGUCAGCACUUUAACUGGAGGCAAAAGGUCUCUUUGUUUUGUCUCUGGAGACGUUUUAGAGGAUGUUUUCAGAUUUAUCCUCUUUCGUGACUCAGUUUUUCUUUUUUUACUCCGAAAUGUUCUCCUCACUAAAACAAGAAGGUUGUGUUUUUAAAAUGUGUUGAUUUAGUUUUCAGUUGAGAGAAAUGCUGUCGUUCUGUAGACGGAGGGAAGAAAACAACAUCUUAAUUUGGCGCCGUCUCUCCCAGCUCCCUUCAGUGCUAUUCUUCACCUGUCCACCAGAGGGCCUCAGACUCUUUCCCCCCACCUGAGCUUACCUGCCCGACUCUCCACCAGCCCCUCACCAUCAGCCACUGACCUACCUGUGCUUUCCUGUAAGCUGUGGUUGAAGCACCGUCGCCUCCCUCUGAUCAGCCGCAGGACGACCGGUUUAAAUUAGCAGAUGUUAAAUUAUCUGUCGUACAUUUUGUAUACUUACUUUACUUGGACUGACUUAAUUACAGGCCAAUGAAGCUGCAGUGAAAUUACAAGUGAGUGGUAGAGCGAGCUAGUGUGUGUGAUGGAGAGAGAGAGGGGGGGUAGAGCGAGCUAGUGUGUGUGAUGGAGAGAGAGAGAGUGGUAGAGCGAGGUAUAGACAGACUGAUAUCCUCUGUGUCUGGUUCAGUUGGAGGCUGAGCAGCUGACAAACCAAAAAUCUGACAACUCUUAAUUCACUAGUAUUAUUAUUAUUGCUGUUGUUGUUCAUUUAAACAGUUAUUGUAAUUAACACUAAAUUUCAGCAAGUCACGUUUAGUCUUUGGAUUAUUUCACCUUCUCAGCAGUGUUGGACGUCACAGAUGAAGGUGGAGGGGCUACAGGAGGACGGGGAUUCUGGUUCUGCGUCUUCAGCAGACCGGACCACCGCCGCUGUUCGUACCAGCGGGACAUCGGCGUGCAGUCCUGGCUCGGCUGAACGCUGCAUGUCCCGGCUGCUGAGCGCGGUGGAGAGCGAGCUACAGGCCGGCCGUGAGAAGGGGGACCCGACGGAGAGGGAGCUGAGGGUGACGCUGGAGGACGGCGAGUUGUGGAGGAAGUUUCAGCACAUCACCAACGAGAUGAUCGUCACCAAGAACGGACGCCGGAUGUUCCCGGUCCUGAAGGUCAGCGUGUCCGGUCUGGACCCCAGCUCCAUGUACUCCUUCCUGCUGGACUUCGUGCCGGCCGACGGCUGCCGCUGGAAGUUCGUGAACGGGGAGUGGGUGGCGGCCGGCCGGGCGGAGGGCCGCGGCGAGGGGCGGGGCCACGGCGGCAUCUACAUCCACCCGGACUCGCCAAACUUCGGGGCUCACUGGAUGAAGGCGGCCGUGACCUUCAACAAGGUCAAACUCACCAACAAGGUCAACGGAGGAGGACAGAUCAUGUUGAACUCUCUCCAUAAGUACGAGCCUCAGCUCCACAUUGUGUGCGUCGGCUCUCGCCAUCGUCUGGUCUCCAACGUGUCCUUCAAAGAAACUCAGUUCAUCGCCGUCACGGCCUACCAGAACGAAGAGAUCACGGCGCUGAAGAUCAAAUACAACCCGUUUGCUAAAGCCUUCCUGGACGCCAAAGAGAGGAACCCAGGUGGACGGGGUCUACCAGAGUCUUUGGAGAGUCGAGCUGGGAUUCAACCCUGCUGGUCGCUGUGCUCAGCUGGAGGGGGCGGGGCUUUUCCUUACAGCAGCAGCCUCCCGCUGACGUCACAUCAUCACCACGGGUAUAAACACCACGGAUAUCCAGGGCGUCACACACCUUACCCCACCGCCUACCUGCCACACCGCUCACACUCCUCAGUUUGUCUGCCUGAAGGUGUUCAGGUGCUAUCAGACGGAUGGAGCAGCACCUCCCCUCGUCCCACCUCCUCCUCUUCCUCUUUACCCUCCACCGCCUCCCUUCCCCUGACCAGCAGCGCUCCUUCCUCACAGCCUCCUCCUCCUCACAACUCCAGUCAGUAUCCCUGUCUGUGGACGGUUGGAUGCAGUGAGCUAAGCCCCUCCCACUCACCCUGCGCCGCUCUCCACGGACCAAUCAGCAGCGAGAGCCUCAUGCAGCCUCCCAGUCACGGCAGAGUGAGUGGUGCUGGAUGGCCGCCUGGCCCCACCCACUCUUUUUGAGGAUGUGAUUGGCCGAAUGGAAGACUACUGGUGACUUUUUGUACAUACUGCUAACCACUGGUGGCUACUAGUAUUUACUUGUGGGCUACUAGUAUUUACUUGUGGGCUACUAGUAUUUACUUGUGGGCUACUAGUAUUUACUUGUGGGCUACUAGUAUUUACUUGUGGGCUACUAGUAUUUACUGGUGGGCUACUAGUAUUUACUGGUGGGCUACUAGUGUUUACUGGUGGGAUACUAGUAUUCACUUGUGGGCUACUUGAACUUACUGGUGGCUACCAGUAUUUACUAGUGGGCUACUAGUGGGCUACUAGUGUUUACUGGUAGGAUACUAGUAUUCACUUGUGGGAUACUAUUAUUUACUAGUGGGCUACUUGUACUUACUGGUGGCUGCCAGUAUUUACUGGUGGGCUACUAGUAAAUACUUGAGUGAGGGCUACUAGUAUUUACUGGUGGGAUACUAGUAUUUACUUGUGGGCUACUAGUGUUUACUUGUGGGUAAAUAGUAUUUACUUGUGGGUUACUAGUAUUUACUAGUGGGUAAAUAGUAUUUACUUGUGGGUUACCAGUAUUUACUGAUGGGCUACUAGUGUUUACUGAUGGGCUACUAGUAUUUACUAGUGGGCUACAAGUGUUUACUGAUGGGCUACUAGUAUUCACUUGUGGGCUACUAGUAUUUACUAGUGGGUAAAUAGUAUUUACUUGUGGGCUACCAGUAUUUACUUGUGGGCUACUAGUAUUUACUGGUGUGCUACCAGUAUUUACUUGUGGGCUACCAGUAUUUACUUGUGGGCUACCAGUAUUUACUUGUGGGCUACUAGUAUUUACUGGUGGGCUACCAGUAUUAACUUGUGGGCUACUUGUAUUUACUGGUGGCUACCAGUAUUUACUAGUGGGCUACAAGUGUUUACUGAUGGGCUACUAGUAUUUACUUGUGGGCUACUAGUGUUUGCUGGUGGCUACUAGCAUUUACUUGUGGGCUACUAGUACCAGUAAUUGUUUGUACAUACUAGUAACCUCAGGUGGUGGUUUAUUCUGGUUACCAGUGACUGUUGUUGACUGUUUUUACAUACUGGGGGCUACUGGUAUAUUCCGGUGGCUAUUUGCACAUGCUGGUAACAACUGAUGGCGACAAUUCACCACUUGUGACUAUUUGCACAUACUGUUGCAUACGACUGGUUGCCAGCCGUAAGUAUCGGAAGCCAAUUGUACAUACUGGUAACCACUGGUGGCUACCUAGAAGCACUGGUGGUUAUUUUUACAAACUGGUGGCUAUGACUGGAACUGACGGUUUGUAAAUACUGGUGCCACUGCUAAUAACUGGUUUUGGCUAAUGGUAUCUACUGAUGGCUAACCUGUACUAGCUUCAGACAGCUAGUAGAGAUCGGUGAUUACUGAAGGUCUCUGCUAGUUGCUACUGGUUGCCAAUAGUAGCCACUGGUAAAUACUGGUGGUUAGUAUCUCUUAAUGAUUGGGUGAAACUACCAAUGGGUACUGGUGACUUUUAGUCAACAGUUGCUAUAUAAACUGCCGUAUUAAUUGCGUGUAAAUAUAUAUUUAUCAUAAUUUUAUUUCUGCAGUUAAUAAUUAUAGAAAAUUAGCCUGUCAACGUUAUACCAUUAAAAAGAAAACAGUCCUGAUGAUGAUUAUUUAAAAUAGUUUUUCCUAUCAACAUGAUCAGAGGAUCUAUAUACUGGUUUUGUUGGUGUGGUGGCGCCCUCUGGUGUUGGAGGUUAAUGGGAGGGUACUGACAGCUGGUUGUUCUGCCUGUCUUUAUUCCAACAUGUAUAUCUGUACAGUCCAUCAGCUGGGGUUGAUAUUUGAUUGAUAUUUGAUUGACAGGGCUCGUUGCUAAUCACCUUUAUAAAGUAAAAAGACAUAUUUCCAGUCCUGGUUAGUCUGUUAUUUCAGCUGCUGCGUGUUUGUUGUUGUCUACCUACUUCUGGAAAGCAGAAACAAAUAAAAUCAAAUUUCAUAUCUGUUCCCUGUGGAAAUACUGACUUCUUUUUCUUCUUCUUCUUCUUCUGCUCUUUGUUGUUCGCUGCUGCAUGACGUUUACAGCAUGGAUGAGACAGAAAAACAGAAGGGUUGCUGUUAUUCUGCUCUGUGUCAGUAAAGUUUUAAAGGAAAAAAUAGCUUGAAAUAUUUUAGUUUUCCUCAACAAGAAGAAACCUUCACUGGGAAAUACAGAAAGAGAGUUAACUGCAACAAAAAACCCCCAAACAGAAAUAAAACAUCAGGUAAUGAACGAAUAAUAAGAAAUGAUUAAAAUAGAAACACAGAGACUAACUGUUAUAACCAUAUGGUUAGUAAAAAUAAUGAGUAAGUCAACCAGUGUCAUAUUGUGUAUGUAAAUUGUGUAUUUCUGACUGUGUAUUUGUCACUGGAUGUACUGUAUGUUUAUUUUUGUCCAGAGGGUCAAAUAAAGAAAGAAAGAAAUGAAUUAUUAAACUACAGAUUUUUCAAGUACUA
This is a messenger RNA of Micropterus dolomieu (smallmouth bass), 7132 nucleotides long. Its product is annotated as T-box transcription factor TBX19-like. Gene Ontology annotation, cellular component: nucleus. The transcript is spliced from 9 exons. The record is from RefSeq and is a predicted model, not a curated record. The coding region runs from base 3370 to 4662 and encodes 430 amino acids. NCBI's taxonomy places the organism in Eukaryota, Metazoa, Chordata, Actinopteri, Centrarchiformes, Centrarchidae. Gene Ontology annotation, biological process: regulation of transcription by RNA polymerase II; mesoderm formation; heart morphogenesis. Gene Ontology annotation, molecular function: DNA-binding transcription factor activity, RNA polymerase II-specific; RNA polymerase II cis-regulatory region sequence-specific DNA binding.